AGUACAGGGUAGCUUUUUACUGCUUCAUGAUUGAUCAUAUCAUCAGAACCUUGUCCUCAACCUAACUACAUAUUACCUAUAUAAGUGUAUAAAGAUGAACCUUACAUACAUAUAUAUAGUGUGUAUUUAUACAUUUUUAAUAUUUGCAUAGAAUUUCAGUAGCGCCUACUCAAACUCACAUUAAUUUACAGCUUCUUUUGCUCGUUUUAAUCUAUAAACUUUUAGUAAUUUUAAGAGGGGAAAAAAUAAAAAAAAGGUUCAGAGAAAGUGUCAGAAAGAGAUCAUGGAGAGGGCAACAGUGAUAAGAAGUAAUGUCAGUGGAAGCUAUUCUCAGAAACGAAUCAGCUUCAUCAGAGACAGAGACGCAUCUUUCUCUUCCUAUCUACGACCUCAAGAACCCAAAAAUAAUGACGACCAUGAUCGAGAAAAUCCAGGUGGAUCAUGCACGACAGUCCUCGACGAUUCGACAGAGAUCAGCAUUUUCGAUGCCCAGAAGUAUUUCAACGAACCAAACGUAGUUGAAGCUCAAAAUAAGGUGAUCAACAAUGGCAGCAGCAAUAACAGAAACAACAUCGUCCUCAACAACAAGGACGCUCCGAGACUCUCUUCUGCGUCUUCCUCAAUUGAUGGGUACUCCUCAAUCAGCAGGAAUUACAGAGCUCAUUCUUUCCACGUGGCUGCAACUCCAACAGCUUCGUCGGAAGCAAGUUGGAACAGCCAGACUGGUCUUUUGUCUGUACCUCCAGGAACCACCAUGGGAGUAUCUCUUAGAAACCCCCUUGUAUCCACUGAAGAGGAAAAGAAACUCCGAGGUUCAGCAUCUUCAUCGUCAAUAUCAACCUCCUUCUCUGCUACAAGAUGGCUUAGUUAUACAAGAAAAUGUCCUUGUUCCGGUAAAAAAUCGGUACAAGUGAAAGAAAAAUCUUUAAGGUCAAAAACUACUACAAAUAUUCCUCCAUCUCCAACACCACAACCGUUAUCACAAGUCCAUGUCGGAGUAAAUGCAAUGGAAAUGUUGAAAUCCGAAACAGCUAGUUAUAAACCUCUUACGAAACCCCACCGCCACAACCACCAUAGCCUCCAAGAUGAUUGGGUUCAGAAAGGAACACCACCACGACGAAACUGUGAUCAGCUGCUACUGAUUCCAAAGCUUCAGGUCCAAGAUCGACGUGGAAAUGGAAUUUCAUCUUCUUCUACUAGUACUGGAUUUAGUUUUCCUGUACUGAACGUCAAUAAUGAAGUCCCUCCUUCUUCUUCUUCAUCUUGUGCGACUGUAAAACUUCCGGUGCUUAAAGAAGGGUUACUAGCCACGACAACAAAUUCGGUAGAAGACCCACCUCGUGAUUCGUUAGAAGUUUUCCGACCACCACAAGAACCUUCGGUUUCGAGUCGGAAAUCAUCGUUGGAUUUCAUGAGAGAUCGGAAUUCAACUUUCACCGUCCCUACAAGUCCUAAAUCCCGGACGAAUAACAACGAUGAUGACGUGGCAAGCGAUGCUAGCUCCGAUUUGUUCGAGAUCGAGAGCUUCUCUACCAGUCAAACAACAACGACCACCACCUCGGCGACCUACCCGUCGAUGUUCCAUUACCAUUAUUGCCACCGCCGAGACUCGUUGGACGAAGCGUCGACGUUUCAGGGAAUCAGACGGUUCGGACAGAACGGAGUCAUGAUGAACAUGUACUGCCGGCGAAGCAUUGACGAGCCAAUGACGCCGUCGACGGAGUACUGCUACGAGCCGAGCGAGGCGAGCAUCGACUGGAGCGUGACGACGGCGGAGGGGUUUGAUAGAGCGAGUGUGACGAACGCGUCGGAAGCGGAUCAUGUGUCAUCGGCAGCGAUGUUGGUGUCGGAGCCGGAGAAGAGUCGAAAGAAGUCGCCAGCGAGUGGGUUGUUGAGCUGUCGAUGUGAGAAGGCGGUGAGUGUGGGACCGCAGCCGGUGAAGUUAGCAGCUUCAUCCUGUGGUGGUGAUGGUGGUGGUGGGUCCGAAGGGAAUAGAGGGAAUGUGGGACCCGGCGUUAGAUCAGCAUCAGUAAGCUCCACGUUGGGCAUGUGGGUUGUGGGGACGACCGCAGCGAAUAAAACACCGCUCGCAAGGUCUCACUCAGCACGCUUGUCUCUUCCUUUUGCAACAUCGUAAGAGGGGAGCAGCAGGUUUGUGAAAUGUGAAUGCCGCCAUAUCCACUACUUUAUUUAUUUAUUUAUUUAUUUUUAAUUUUUCCUCUAAAUUCUAAAAGCCAGUAUGCUCUUUUUUGUUUUUGUUGUGCUAUGUUAUUUUAUUUUAUUUUUUUCAUAAAACUCUUUUAUUGAUAUUUCAAUGAUUAUUGUGAUAUGUUUUCUUUA
Ziziphus jujuba (common jujube) is the source of this 2340-nucleotide messenger RNA. Its product is annotated as protein PHYTOCHROME KINASE SUBSTRATE 4. Gene Ontology annotation, biological process: phototropism. The transcript has a single exon. Lineage: Eukaryota; Viridiplantae; Streptophyta; Magnoliopsida; Rosales; Rhamnaceae. The record is from RefSeq and is a predicted model, not a curated record. Bases 284 to 2137 code for a protein of 617 amino acids.